GUAGUACCUGUAGUAGGUGUAGUAGCUGUAGUAGCUGUAGUACCUGUAGUAGCUGUAGUAGCUGUGGUAGCUGUAGUACCUGUAGUAGCUGUAGUAGCUGUAGUAGCUGUAGUAAUACCUGUAGUACCUGUAGUACCUGUAGUAGGUGUAGUACCUGUAGCACCUGUAGUACCUGUAGUAGGUGUAGUAGCUGUAGUACCUAUAGUACCUGUAGUAGCUGUAGUAGCUGUAGUAGCUGUAGUAGCUGUAGUACCUGUAGUACCUGUAGUAGCUGUAGUAGGAGUAGUACCUGUAGUAGCUGUAGUACCUUUAGUAGCUGUAGUACCUGUAGUACCUGUAGUAGCUGUAGUAGUACCUGUAGUAGCUGUAGUAGCUGUAGUACCUGUAGUAGGUGUAGUACCUGUAGUACCUGUAGUACCUGUAGUAGCGGUAGUAGCUGUAGUACCUAUAGUAGGUGUAGUACCUGUAGUAGGUGUAGUACCUUUAGUAGGUGUAGUACCUGUAGUACCUGUGUACCUGUAGUAGCGGUAGUAGCUGUAGUACCUGUAGUAGGUGUAGUACCUGUAGUAGCUGUAGUACCUGUAGUAGGUGUAGUACCUGUAGUAGGUGUAGUACCUGUAGUAUCUGUAGUAUCUGUAGUACCUGUAGUAGCGGUAGUACCUGUAGUACCUGUAGUACCUGUAGUACCUGUAGUACCUGUAGUAGGUGUAGUAGCUGUAGUAGUACCUGUAGUACCUGUAGUACCUGUAGUACCUGUAGUAGCUGUAGUAGCUUGGUAGCUGUAGUACCUGUAGUAGCUGUAGUAGCUGUAGUAGCUGUAGUACCUGUAGUAGCUGUAGUAGCUGUAGUAGCUGUAGUAGCUGUAGUACCUGUAGUAGGUGUAGUAGGUGUAGUACCUGUAGUAGCUGUAGUAGCUGUAGUAGCUGUAGUAGCUGUAGUAGCUGUAGUAGCUGUAGUAGCUGUAGUAGCUGUAGUAGCUGUAGUAGCUGUAGUAGCUGUAGUAGCUGUAGUAGCUGUAGUAGCUGUAGUAGCUGUAGUAGCUGUAGUAGCUGUAGUAGCUGUAGUAGCUGUAGUAGCUGUAGUAGCUGUAGUAGCUGUAGUAGCUGUAGUAGCUGUAGUAGCUGUAGUAGCUGUAGUAGCUGUAGUAGCUGUAGUAGCUGUAGUAGCUGUAGUAGCUGUAGUAGCUGUAGUAGCUGUAGUAGCUGUAGUAGCUGUAGUAGCUGUAGUAGCUGUAGUAGCUGUAGUAGCUGUAGUAGCUGUAGUAGCUGUAGUAGCUGUAGUAGCUGUAGUAGCUGUAGUAGCUGUAGUAGCUGUAGUAGCUGUAGUAGCUGUAGUAGCUGUAGUAGCUGUAGUAGCUGUAGUAGCUGUAGUAGCUGUAGUAGCUGUAGUAGCUGUAGUAGCUGUAGUAGCUGUAGUAGCUGUAGUAGCUGUAGUAGCUGUAGUAGCUGUAGUAGCUGUAGUACCUGUAGUAGCUGUAGUAGCUGUAGUAGCUGUAGUAGCUGUAGUACCUGUAGUAGCUGUAGUAGCUGUAGUAGCUGUAGUAGCUGUAGUACCUGUAGUAGCUGUAGUAGCUGUAGUAGCUGUAGUAGCUGUAGUAGCUGUAGUAGCUGUAGUAGCUGUAGUAGCUGUAGUAGCUGUAGUAGCUGUAGUAGCUGUAGUAGCUGUAGUAGCUGUAGUAGCUGUAGUAGCUGUAGUAGCUGUAGUAGCUGUAGUAGCUGUAGUAGCUGUAGUAGCUGUAGUAGCUGUAGUAGCUGUAGUAGCUGUAGUAGCUGUAGUAGCUGUAGUAGCUGUAGUAGCUGUAGUAGCUGUAGUAGCUGUAGUAGCUGUAGUAGCUGUAGUAGCUGUAGUAGCUGUAGUAGCUGUAGUAGCUGUAGUAGCUGUAGUAGCUGUAGUAGCUGUAGUAGCUGUAGUAGCUGUAGUAGCUGUAGUAGCUGUAGUAGCUGUAGUAGCUGUAGUAGCUGUAGUAGCUGUAGUAGCUGUAGUAGCUGUAGUAGCUGUAGUAGCUGUAGUAGCUGUAGUAGCUGUAGUAGCUGUAGUAGCUGUAGUAGCUGUAGUAGCUGUAGUAGCUGUAGUAGCUGUAGUAGCUGUAGUAGCUGUAGUAGCUGUAGUAGCUGUAGUAGCUGUAGUAGCUGUAGUAGCUGUAGUAGCUGUAGUAGCUGUAGUAGCUGUAGUAGCUGUAGUACCUGUAGUAGCUGUAGUAGCUGUAGUAGCUGUAGUAGCUGUAGUACCUGUAGUACCUGUAGUAGCUGUAGUAGCUGUAGUACCUGUAGUAGCUGUAGUACCUGUAGUAGGUGUAGUAGCUGUAGUAGCUGUAGUAUCUGUAGUACCUGUAGUAGCUGUUGUACCUGUAGUGGCUGUAGUACCUGUAGUACCUGUUGUACCUGUAGUAGGUGUAGUAGCUGUAGUACCUGUAGUACCUGUAGUAGCUAUAGUACCUGUAGUAGGUGUAGUACCUGUAGUACCUGUAGUAGCUGUAGUAGCUGUAGUACCUGUAGUAGCUGUAGUACCUGUAGUGGCUCUAGUACCUGUAGUACCUGUAGUGGCUGUAGUACCUGUAGUACCUUUAGUACCCAUAGUACCUGUAGUACCUGUAGUACCUGUAGAAGCUGUAAUAGCUGUAGUAGCUGUAGUAGCUGUAGUACCUGUAGUACCUGUAGAACCUGAAGUAGGUGUAGUACCUGUAGUAGCUGUAGUACCUGUAGCAGCUGUAGUACCUGUAGUAGCUGUAGUAGCUGUAGUACCUGUAGUAGCCGUAGUAGCUGUAGUACCUCUAGUACCUGUAGUAGGUGUAGUAGGUGUAGUAGCUGUAGUAUCUGUAGUACGUGUAGUAUCU
Porites evermanni is the source of this 2833-nucleotide messenger RNA. The record is from the annotation of a GenBank genome assembly. NCBI's taxonomy places the organism in Eukaryota, Metazoa, Cnidaria, Anthozoa, Scleractinia, Poritidae.